GGUAAUGAUUGGUAUGAAUACAUCCGUCACAACAAUACCACCAAAAGUCACACAAACUCUUCAUUCAAACUAUCGCUAACUCUAAGAAGCGUUCGUUUGGAAGACACGACACUCGCCGAUCACAUGAGCCAAGUAUAUGAGCGGUCGUUGCCAUCAGUGGUGGAAAUCUAUCAGAAGUCGGGAAUGGGAACCGGCGUUGUUGUGGACGCAGAACUGGGACUCAUUGUGACCAACUGUCAUGUGGUGCAGGACUGGGAGUUCGGUGGCGUUAAACUCAAUCUGGAGGCCAAGCGGUACCAACUUUUUGACGCCUACGCCAGCGAUGACAAAGUGGGUGCAGUUCGCGCUCACGUACUCUACUGUCGUCCGGAAGUGGAUUUGGCGGUCAUCUGUUUGUACACAAUUCCCGGCGCUUUACCGGCGCUAAAGCUGUCCAAACGGAUGUCUCAACACAACGGUCGACUGAUUGGCAUUUCGCUCAACACUUUCAUCAGAAGUGAUGGCAUUUUCUUCGCCGCAGAUAUCAUUGCUUUCGUGAAGAGGGGCUCAGAGUUUGAGACCAGAGAUCGUGAUAUGAAGUACUCGUUUGCGAACCGGAAAUCACUGGGAGUUGUGUUGUAUAAGGAUAUGAACGCCAGUAAUAAAGUGUUCAAAAAGAUGAUUAAAAUUGAAAAACAAUUACAUGACGUUAACAUUGGUAUCGGUCGCGACUGGGCUAACAUUGUAUUCCGCGCUUAUCGCCGCCAACAGAGAUUACAAAAUAAUCCAAACGUUGUCUUAAACGAUGAUAGCAAUGAACCCAACGUUACAAUAACUAUAUGGAGACACGAUUUGAAUUAUCUCAUCCGACACGUUAUCGUAGGGAUCGACGACAAAGCAGUCGAGCAAAUGGACCCCAAAUAUAGGGAUAAAGUGAAGGCACGGCUCAAUACUGGUCGUAUACCGGAAACCAACCAAAAUUCCACAUAUUUCCCACACCUAAGCAUCUGUACGGCUCGAUCCAUGUCCUCCACCUUCUGGACGGCCACACCAUUGAUAUGUGUUAUCACAUCAAACCUCUCCAGAUCUGGACUAUAA
Medioppia subpectinata is the source of this 1077-nucleotide messenger RNA. Lineage: Eukaryota; Metazoa; Arthropoda; Arachnida; Sarcoptiformes; Oppiidae. The record is from the annotation of a GenBank genome assembly.